AUGGCUACAAAUAAGAUCACACCUUCACCGAAAGCAACAGUUGCUCUUAUCAAUGCGUCAGGUCCUCCGGGAAGAUAUACUAUAUCAUUCGGGAGUCACCACUACGUGGUCGAAUUAUCCAAGGUGCCUUGGUUGGGAGCGUAUAUCGAUUUGAUGCCAAGAGAUAAUGCAAGUUAUACUCAGCCUAGCGAUGAGAGCGAACACGAAUCAGAUCAAUCCGUCCCCUACUUGUUCAUAGCUGCCCAGGGAAUCAUAAAUGGCUAUUAUUUUUGCUUCAAAAUGCUUCCUCCUGAGCUUUCACAUUACUAUAAACUCUGCCAAACGCUUGAUGUUAUAUCAGCCGAGAAUUUGUCUUCAAGCCCCAAGUCUCUACAGGAACUAUUGAGAUCAAUUGACUUGUAUAGGAAUCCAAAGACUCCCCAAGAUGUCAGAAUGCGCCACAGGGCAAGAGCUGGCACUGCUGCCUUCAAAUUUGUGUAUUUGAUGAUAUCGGGCGACUUUAACCUCGACUCCAAAGUUCUGAAAGCAAAGCGAAAACUGGCACUAAGGUUCGUCAAGACCGUCUUGUCUAACCAAGAUGAUUUCAUAUGGGAAAUAAGAAAGGUGGUUCGAGCUGCAUAUCAAGUCCGAUUCGAGGCCAAUUGGGAUGUGUUUAAGAUGCUUGAUCAUUUGGUGGGGGCAAACCGCGACGAAGCAAGAAGGUUUUGA
Messenger RNA from Botrytis fragariae, 708 nucleotides. RefSeq names its product putative geranylgeranyl pyrophosphate synthetase protein. The record is from RefSeq and is a predicted model, not a curated record. Lineage: Eukaryota; Fungi; Ascomycota; Leotiomycetes; Helotiales; Sclerotiniaceae. The transcript has 2 exons. The coding region runs from base 1 to 708 and encodes 235 amino acids.